This is a messenger RNA of Papaver somniferum (opium poppy), 405 nucleotides long. Its product is annotated as nonsense-mediated mRNA decay protein 2-like. Bases 1 to 405 code for a protein of 134 amino acids. The record is from RefSeq and is a predicted model, not a curated record. Lineage: Eukaryota; Viridiplantae; Streptophyta; Magnoliopsida; Ranunculales; Papaveraceae. The transcript has a single exon.
AUGAAGAGGAAUACUGAAGAUGAUGAAGCCGAGAAUCGUCAGCGCAGAAGGGAUCGAAUCUGGCGCCGAGUACAAGCGGCUGAGGAGAGACGCCAAUUCCUUGAUGGGGUACCCUAUGACUCUGAUGCUGAUGUUUCUGAGGAGGAGACUGCGUGGGUAUUUACAGAGCGCAAGAUCAAGCCUGACCGAUACGAAAGAGAGUCUAGGAGGACCAUGAAUCAAAUUGAAGCCGAAGCCGAAGCAGAAGAAGACUCAGACUCAGAUGAUGAUCCUGAGGAUCGUCCAGACUUCAUCCCUGACACUGAUUCCGACGAAGAGGAAGAUAGUGAUGACAAAUUUGACGACUCGGAUGACGAGAAGGACAGUGAUGACGAAUCUGACAAUUCAGAUGAGUCUGACGAGUAG